This is a messenger RNA of Gopherus evgoodei (Goodes thornscrub tortoise), 4455 nucleotides long. RefSeq names its product cell division cycle 37 like 1 (gene CDC37L1). NCBI's taxonomy places the organism in Eukaryota, Metazoa, Chordata, Testudines, Testudinidae. The record is from RefSeq and is a predicted model, not a curated record. The transcript is spliced from 7 exons. Gene Ontology annotation, biological process: protein folding; protein stabilization. Gene Ontology annotation, cellular component: cytoplasm. Bases 39 to 1013 code for a protein of 324 amino acids. Gene Ontology annotation, molecular function: heat shock protein binding; protein-folding chaperone binding.
GAGGAGGCCGAGGCGGUGGCGCGCGUCUUUGCGCUGGGAUGGCGCUGUGGCCACCGCGCUCCCGGGGUCUCCGCGCGGGGGAGGGGCAGGAGCCGGACCCGCCCUGCGCGCCCCGCCCGCCGGACCCGCAGAUAUAUGGCCAUGGGAUUGAAUUGGCUUGCCAAAAACAAAAGGAGUUUGUGAAGAGCUCUGUGGAAUGCAAAUGGAAUUUAGCAGAAGCCCAGCAGAAACUUGGUAGUUUAGCACUGCAUAACUCUGAGUCCCUGGAUCAGGAACAUGCCAAAGCACAGACUGAUGCUUCAGAAUUGAGACAGAGGGAGGAAGAAUGGAGACAGAAAGAAGAGGCCCUAAUACAGAGGGAAACACAAAAUCUGUGGAACACAGAUUCUGUUAGCAAGGACGUAUUUAAUAAGAGUUUUAUUAAUCAAAAGAAAAGAAAAGAAAUAGAAGAGGAAGACAAAUCCAAAUCAUUCCUGCAGAAACAUGAACAAAAAAUUAGAUAUUUUGGCAUGCUAAGCAGAUGGGAUGAUAGCCAGAGAUUUUUGUCUGACCAUCCAUACCUUGUAUGUGAAGAUACAGCUAAAUAUCUCAUCUUAUGGUGUUUUCACCUGGAAGCAGAACAGAAAAGAGCUCUCAUGGAACAAGUAGCACACCAAGCAGUUGUUAUGCAGUUUAUUAUAGAAAUGGCCAAAAGUUGUAAUGUGGAUCCCAGAGGCUGUUUUCGUCUAUUUUUCCAAAGAGCAAAAGCAGAAGAAGAAGGUUAUUUUGAGGCUUUUAAAAAUGAACUCGAAGGAUUUAAAUCAAGAGUGAAAAUCUCUUCACAAUCACAAAGUUUUCAGGCUAUGUCAGUUCAGAAUCCCAUUGCCCAUACUGGUCUCAGUUCCUUAGGUGUGCUGGAGUUUUUGCCACAGACUGCAGACUCUCUUCAAAGCUGCGUAAACACAGGUCUCUUUAAUUUAAACUCGUUGGUACACCGAGAUGAUGAGGAACCCAAAAUGAUGGACACAAUAUAGUACUGUUAAGACUGAGGCCAAGUACUUUUAUUACAAAGAAAAGAAUGUGGCUCUUUUCUUGAUACUUACUUUUCUGGGUGCUGCACUUUAUUUUUUGUGUUUUGAUUUUUGGAAGGAGGGUAAUCCAGAAACACACUUGUCAUUUUGUUUCAAAAUGUGCUGCUAGAUUUUUGGUUCUCUUUUAGAAGAGGGGUUCUCAUAUGUUACCGAAUGUGAAACUGGAUGUUGUUUCUGCUACUUAAACUUGCCUUUAUUCUUAAUUUUAGGAAUCAAAGUAUGACAAACAAAUCUGCACAAACACAAUGUUUACGAGAAGUGGUUGAUUCUAGUUGGAAUCUGCUAUAAUCUUUUAUUAUGGACAUGGACGUGUCUUGCUCUAUGAAUACUAAAGAUCACCAUUGUACUCAUGCUGUACUGCUGACAUAGUAAGCGCUCACAUCCAAUUUUAUCAUAUUAAUAGCAAUAAAUCAAAAGCUGAUAUCAGCUUGGAGGCUCAGAUUAAAGCAGUGUUUUUUUUUAUCUCUACUGUAGAGAUUAAAAUUUUACUUUGCUUUCAGACAAAGGACUUAUUUCUGAUUGUCAAGUUAUGUACAUUUUAGAGACAAAGUGUAUAAUUGCUUAGUGGGUUUUGAGCCACAUUUCUAGCAGCAUGGUCACUGAGAAGCUGAUUCGUCUGUCUAACAUUUAGUGUUAACUUAAAAUAUUAAGGUUGCAUUACAAAGUUCCAGUGUGAAUAAAUAUUUUGAGUAAGGGAGAUUGAGGGUGGGGGAAACAACUUCAGGAUAAGAUUGUACUGCAGCCAGGCUCUCUCCUUCAUACCAGUAACAACAAAAGCCUGACUGCCAAAGACUGAGUGAACAGUAUUGAUUUACAAUUCAGAUUUGUUACGGUAUUUCAAGCUUUCCUCAGUUUAAAAGGAAGAGAGUUCUGUUUCAAUAUCAGCUGUAUGAUUGAGGCCAAGUGUUUAACUGCUGAGAGUAACAAUAUAUAGGGCAGUAUCUUAAGAGCCCUCUGCUUUAGAGCUCUGUAAAGGUCAAACUCUGUAAUAUUUUCAGAAUUUUGACAGAACAGUCUUUGCAAUCCAAAACUGCUGCUUUUGCUGUAAAAUGAGAAAAUAUCUAGGCAUUUGUACUGUGGUAUCAGGGAGGGUCAGUCCUACACUGAAACAGCCCAGAUACAUAGAGGCCGUGAACACAGGUGAAAAAACUAUUGAAAACAUUUAGGAAAGCUUAAUAGCAAUGUAUUAGUUUAUAUAUACUUCUUGAGUCACAUUCUCUACUGCUUACUAACCCUUUUGCAUUGCUUAAGUGGCAUAAAGAGACUGGAAAGCAGCCAGAUUUCCUCAGCCUACAGAAUACCUAGGCUGGUGCAUAACUAGCAUUGCUGGUCAGCUUCCUCUGCAAUCCUUCUGUAGCCACAAGUGAAGGGAGCAAGUUUGAAGAACUACUAUGAUUUGGCUUUUCUUUGUUGGUGGGUGGCCACAGGCGGUAGUUGUACCUUGGAGUGGCCCCUAGUCUGUCCUAAGGCAUGCAGGAGCCAGUGGUGGCACAGAACCAGUGUCAGAAACAGAACUACUUCUCUGGUCCCCUUCUUCCCUCCCCAUGGCCAGCACAAUCAGGCCUUUGCCUCCAUGUUCUGUGAGGAGCAGGCCAGUCACAUGCUUGGUUAUAGAGAACCAUAAGAGCAUUUCUUCUUUUAAGUACUACAGAAGCCUUAUGGAUGGGAAUUUUGGGGUGAGAACAGUAAAGCUUCAAAAACGUUUGCUGGGCCUUCAUUGAAAUGUCUGUCAGCUACUAGCAUGAGGGGGCUGAUCUGUGUUUCUGAUAUGGUUGAGAUACAGAAACAACUUUAGUGGCACAUUCUAAUUUUAGGUCUCCAGUACACCAGCCGAAACACUUGUGAUCUCUCUAGCAGACCCUUACUGAGAGAGGAUAACAGCUCUGAGUGGGCUCUAGACAAAAGCUGCAGAAAACACAAGUAUAUUCUCCAAUGCUAUAAAACCUGUUUAGCUGAGUAGUGUCAGUGAAACACAGUGAGGGAAAGAUUGCAAAAGGGCAUGUCAUUUCUCUUAUCACUAACUUCCCCAGUAUGAGAAGUGACCUAGCUAUGCUGUAGUUCAUCUCCUAAACACAGUUAAUCAUGUAUCCUACAGAAAGAACUGAAGUUCCAUCUGCAGGUGCCUGUUGCUCUGGUAUCUAAGCCCUGAGGUUGUUGCAGGCAUGUGAAGAACAGAACACACUUCUGCUAAAAAUCUCAGGGCCAUCUUGGAGAAAGGGCAGCCAAUAUCCUGUUCUUAUGGAAAGUGAAGAAAUGUGUAUUUAGGCUAGUGCAAAGGUGGGAAGAGCUGUUGCUUUUUGUCUGGAAAUGGUCCUGAAACCCCAGUAAUGCUGGUGUCAAAUGGAAGUAUAGAACAAAUCAAGGUUUUGUAUGGGAAUGCUAAGGCAACUGUCCAAAGGAAUCUAGUCUUUAAGGAACAUGUGUAUGUCUAGAGGUGUCUCAAAUGACAUAAAGGCUGGUGGCUGCAAAAUUUCAUUUUUUUCUUUGUUAAGAAAAGGACCCAAACUGAACAGUACCUACCUCAACAGCCUUACACUUACCACAAAUGAAAAGCUUUCCAAAUUCCUCAGAUGCUUUUCUUGGAAUGUGUCAAUACUGGUGAUGUUAAUACUUUGGAGUAAAAAUCCUACUGUAAAGUAUUUUAACUGUGUUGGUACUACUAGUAGAUGACCUGUUUGAUAGAUCAAUACCAGAGAGGAGUGAUGCUCUCAGCAGCAUGGUCUGCUGCCAGUUACACCAGUUUCAUAAAGUUUAACUAUCUGGAUGUGAUGAUUACAUUGAUUUCUGUUCCUAGAGCUUGCUGACCAGUUUCUGAAGAAGUGGGAUUGAGGGAAAUGAAAUCAACAGAGUCUGUAAAGCUGAAAAAAUGGGUAUGAGAGUUCCUUGUAAAGACUAGCAGUAGCUACAAAAAUCUGGACUGCUUGGUAUUUGAAAGAGCCAAGCUUACAGAGGGCUGUUGACCUCAGUCCAGUGUCAAAUGGGAAUGAGGCUGGUUCCCUACCACCAAAAUAUGCAAUGUACGCAUCUCUAUUAAUCUUACGGGAGAGACUAUUACCCUAUUGUUUUAAUCUCUGCUCUAUAACCUCAUUAACUGAGGAUUAAAGUUACACUCUACCACACCAAAUGUGGUUUUGUUUCCAGUGGGACUCUUCUAGGUGCAACUAGAUAGUCAGAAUUUUGUUAAUGUUGUAACUUAGUGGAGUGAAAUAGCAAAAAGGUAAGUUUUGUAACUUUUAAAUGUGGAUAAAUAAAGGCUUCAAGAUAGCUAUGAUUUGUCAAGCUAACAUGUUUAAUCAAAGAACCUUGAAUACCCUUGUGGCAGGAUUCUCCCCCACUGCUUUGGAAAUGAGACUUUAAUUUUCUGUAAUAAAACAUUUUUAUUGUA